This is a messenger RNA of Aspergillus alliaceus, 420 nucleotides long. RefSeq lists its product as uncharacterized. Lineage: Eukaryota; Fungi; Ascomycota; Eurotiomycetes; Eurotiales; Aspergillaceae. The record is from RefSeq and is a predicted model, not a curated record. The transcript has a single exon. Bases 243 to 413 code for a protein of 56 amino acids.
CCGCCCGGCACCAGCCGCUAUGGCCCCGACCCCAACAACCACCCUGACCAAAAAGAAUUAUCCAACAUUUCAUCAGGAACCUAGACUCCGGCUCUGACGGCAACGCUCCCUUUGUCAUUGGCAACGAUGGCGUCCUCCGAACUCUGACACAAGACUGGGACGUGAUAGGCGCCAUUGGCCUUCCACCCCGACUGAUCAGAGCUUUUCUUGACCGGACCACAUUUGACCAGGAAAUAGAUGACAUGUUUUGCGGAGCGGAUGGAACGAGAGUGCCCCAGGAGCAGUGGUGGAAGCCAGAUCCAUCGUUGUUACCACCGCCGAUGACGGUGGAGGAAAAAGCGCGGAUCGAGAAGGCUAAUGAGGAGAACAAGGAAAUAAUUCAGGAGAAUAUUAGGGAAAUGGAAAGUAGAUAGCUGUAAC